Messenger RNA from Passer domesticus (house sparrow), 819 nucleotides. RefSeq names its product UBA like domain containing 2 (gene UBALD2). The coding region runs from base 92 to 595 and encodes 167 amino acids. Lineage: Eukaryota; Metazoa; Chordata; Aves; Passeriformes; Passeridae. Gene Ontology annotation, molecular function: protein binding. The record is from RefSeq and is a predicted model, not a curated record. The transcript is spliced from 3 exons.
GCGGCGCCCCCCGGUGCCCCGGCGGAGCGCGGCGGGCGCGGCGGGCGCGGGGCGCUCCGGGCGGUGCGGGCCGGGCCGGGGCCGCCCCGCCAUGUCCGUCAACAUGGACGAGCUGCGGCACCAGGUGAUGAUCAACCAGUUCGUGCUGGCGGCGGGCUGCGCCGCCGACCAGGCCAAGCAGCUGCUGCAGGCGGCGCACUGGCAGUUCGAGACAGCCCUCAGCGCCUUCUUCCAGGAGACCAACAUCCCCAGCAGCCACCACCCCCCCCAGAUGAUGUGCACCCCCAGCAACACGCCGGCCACGCCGCCCAACUUCCCGGACGCGCUGGCCAUGUUCUCCAAGCUGCGCACCUCGGAGAGCCUGCAGAGCAGCAACAGCCCCAUCACCUCCAUGGCCUGCUCCCCCCCGGGCAGCUUCAGCCCCUUCUGGGCCUCCUCGCCCCCCAGCCACCAGCCAGCCUGGCUGCCCCCCUCCUCGCCCACCGCCCACGGCCUGCACCACCACCUGCACCACGCGCAGCCCUCCUGGCCGCCCGCCCCCCCGGCCCCUGCCCCCCCACAGAAAGCCGUGGCCACCAUGGAUGGGCAGAGAUAAGGCUGGGGGGGUCAGGGGGGGCCGGGCCGGGGCGUUGGGAGCAGGGGCUCUCGCCGAGAAACGCACUGGAAGAAUUUUCUAGGUUUUAUUAUUAUUUUUAGUGGGGUGGCGGCGGGGGAGCAUGUGCUGCCAGGGAGGGCACUGACCUGUGAGAGCCUCUGGCUGCUCUCUACUCCCCUCCCCUUUUUUAAAAAAAAAAUAUAUAACUAUAAUAUAUAAAUAUA